ACAUCCUAAAAAAUCAUUUCAUUUCCCAACAAAAAUAGCAAAUGGCUUCCAUAGCUGGUGUUAGUCUCACAACCCCAAGAAUCUUAUCCAAAUCAUCCGAAACUCAAUCCUUCAAAUACCCAACACUUAACAACCCAUGGAAGAACUCAUCAUCAGCUCAAUUUGGAUACCGCAAGAUGUAUGUAGUACGUGCGACACCUGACAACAAGCUAUCUGAUUUAGUGGCGGAAAGUGUAAAAGAAGCACAAGAAGCGUGUGCUGAGAAUCCAGUGAGCGGUGAGUGUGUAGCUGCAUGGGAUGUUGUGGAAGAGACAAGUGCAGCAGCAAGCCAUGCAAGGGAUAAGAAGAAGGAUAAUUCUGAUCCAUUGGAGAAUUACUGCAAGGAUAAUCCUGAGACUGAUGAGUGCCGUACUUAUGAUAAUUGAUUAUGUGUUGUGCUUUUCUAAUGGUAAUUUGAUACUUGUGUUUUAAAAACACUGUGUUAUCUUGGAUGAAUAUUAAUUCUUGAACAUUGCUAAAGUUAAUCUUAUCUUAUGUAUGGUGUAUUGACAUAGUUUGAAUCGGUACGAAUUAAAAAAAAUUGCAAAACUUGUCGUUUAAAACAUGAUGAAGAAUUUGUUUAGCAGGAGUAGGAACCGAGGCAAUUAAGAAAUUGCAGCCUUCCAUAUAAGAACUGGCCAAUCCAUGAGUAUACCAUAAAGUUACACAGGUUGUUCCGGGAUUUGGUAUCAGAUCAAUGAUCUCUAUGAGAUAAAUAUUCCGAUCUUUCUUCUUAGAACUUACUGAUUUAUGAUAAUCCUGAGACUGAUGAGUGCUGCACUUA
Lycium barbarum (goji berry) is the source of this 823-nucleotide messenger RNA. RefSeq names its product calvin cycle protein CP12-1, chloroplastic-like. Gene Ontology annotation, biological process: negative regulation of reductive pentose-phosphate cycle. The transcript has a single exon. The record is from RefSeq and is a predicted model, not a curated record. Lineage: Eukaryota; Viridiplantae; Streptophyta; Magnoliopsida; Solanales; Solanaceae. Gene Ontology annotation, cellular component: chloroplast. Bases 42 to 425 code for a protein of 127 amino acids.